AUGAGACGUAUUACAUUACUACCAGCUAUCAUUUACAUCGUUACGGCGCAAAUGACAUUCACCGACAACUGGGACAAGCGAUCAUUGUCAAAUUUAUUUCGAGGAUGGCAACAAGAUGAUCUGAUGGUUAACAGAGCAUGCAGUUGGGAUACUAUCGCCGAAAUUACCAGAGAACUGAAGCAAAUCUAUAAAAAACAAAACGAAUUAAUAAAUUUGAUUGACAGAUGUAGCAUUAUAGAGCGUCCUGUAUUUGUUAAAGAAGGGUAG
Messenger RNA from Brugia malayi, 267 nucleotides. RefSeq lists its product as uncharacterized. Lineage: Eukaryota; Metazoa; Nematoda; Chromadorea; Rhabditida; Onchocercidae. The coding region runs from base 1 to 267 and encodes 88 amino acids. The record is from RefSeq and is a predicted model, not a curated record. The transcript is spliced from 2 exons.